Molecule: messenger RNA, 2044 nt
Organism: Eufriesea mexicana
Lineage: Eukaryota; Metazoa; Arthropoda; Insecta; Hymenoptera; Apidae
Gene: Atac2
Product: Ada2a-containing complex component 2
Exons: 6
Coding region: 53-2044 (663 amino acids)
Molecular function (GO): histone acetyltransferase activity
Source: RefSeq, a predicted model, not a curated record
UCCAAGAAUUACAUUUUAAUAGUGAAUUUAGAAGUUACUGUAUAAAUAAAUAAUGGCGGAAAUAGGCAAUGAAAAAGAUAGAAAAUUCAAAACAGACUCUAUUGAUCGCUCUAAGAUUCAGUGUUGUAAGAAUUGUGGAUAUUUAUGUGAACCAUAUAAUAAACCAGCAUUAUGUUGUAAUGAAUGUUCAACAAAGAUUCAUAUAGACUGUUUAAAACGGGGAAGUGUUCCAUUAUCAUUUGUAGGUGAUGUAUUCUUUGAUUUGACUUGCUCCCAUUGCAGUCCUUUUGGUGAAGAAACAGUAGCACGUAAUAGAAUGCCUUGGCUUAAUGUGAUUGUAUUAACAUUGUAUAAUUUACGUGAAAAGUCAAGUGGUAUCAGUAAAAGAGGAUACUUUCAUUGGAAAUCUGACAUUAGCACAUUUGUUGACCGUAAUUGGGAUUAUUUAUUUAAGAAGACAGUUAAAAGAAAAAAGAAUUGGAUUGGUACAAUAUCUGGAACUCUUUCUCAUUAUAGUGGAAUCUUUUUCAAAUCAGGAACAACAGAAUUAGGAGAAUCUGGAUGGUGGAGGCUAAUAGAUAAUGAUCCACCUGAAGUCCUUAUUGCUAAAAAUGAAAAAAUGAUAUUGGAUCGUAAAAAACAUGUUGGUAAUCAGGCAAAAACAGCAAGUAAAUUGCAUGAUAGUCCAACACCAUCAGAAUCAAGUAUUUCAGUUGGAGAGGAUAAUAGUUAUGGAAAUGGACCAGUAAAAACUCAAGAAUGCUCUACAUAUUCACAAACAUAUGUUCAACCUGAUAAAACAUUAUUUGAUCUUUUACUCGAGGAGGAUGAGUUAAACAAUAUGGAGAUAGAAGAUGAUAUAAUGUCUACUGAACAGAGUGACACUCCAUCAUUGUCUGAUUUAAUAAGAGACUGUCAAUAUCAAACUAAUAAUUUCCACUUUUCGCAAUUAUUAGAUGAUUUUACAUCCGAAUGGACAACUACUACAGAUAUCGUAUCAGAAAAUCUUGGUAUUAAAAUAGAUCAAAUGAAGGAAGAUGAAGAAGAAGAACAAUAUGAAGAAGAUAGUAAUGAUAGUUUAAGUUCUGUGCAAGAACAGCCACCUGUUUCUUUAUUUAAGACUACACAACGACGUCCAUGGCCUUGGCAAAGAAAUCAUAUAACUAGAGAAAAGAUUCCACGUAUGACACAUCAAGAAGAAGCAUACUUAUUACAACAAGUUAAUAAGUCAAUUCUUAAUUCUGCGACUCCAGAGAUCAGACGAUUUUAUAGAAAACUGACUGUACGGAAAUUGAAACGUGAAUAUGGUUUACCAUUAUUGGAUAUUGAUAAUUUUGGUUGCAAAGCAGAAAUACUUGACAAACCUCUAAAAGAUUCUGGCAGAGUUUUGGACCGAUUUUUUGGCGAUGAUCUAGGUUCGUUUGAGCAAAGGUUACAGGGAUAUAACGAACCUACAUCUGUGCAUAGUCCAUAUACAAAUAGACUUUUGAAACCAUUUAUAAGAAGAGACACUUCAUGUCGUCCUUUAUGGUUGAAAGUAAUGGAGGAGCUUCGCUUUAAAGUCAAUAAAUCAAAUUCUAAAUGGAAAGCACCACUAACAGCACCAAUUGACUAUUCUUAUGUGAGACCGCAACACAUUCCCGCGAUUAACAGUUUAUGUAGUCAAUUUUUUUGGCCUGGAAUUGAUUUGACAGAAUGUCUUCAAUAUCCUGACUUUAGCUGUGUAGUUUUGUAUAAAAAAUUAGUCAUAGGAUUUGCUAUUUUAGUACCCGAUGUUGGUUAUAAUGAAGCUUACAUAUCAUUCUUUUUAACUCGUCCAGAGUGGCGUAGAUCUGGUAUAGGAACGUUUAUGCUUUAUCACCUAAUUCAAACAUGUAUGGGCAAAGAUGUUACAUUACAUGUUUCAGCUACUAAUCCAGCAUUAAUAUUAUAUCAGAAAUUUGGUUUCAAAGUGGAAGAAUUUGUUCAAGAUUUUUAUGACAAAUAUAUGCCACCAAAUUCACGAGAAUGCAAACAUGCGCUGUUCUUACGACUGAGUAGGUAA